CACAUCGUGGCGUGACAUCCGGUUGUUAGCAUGUAGUUGACCCCGGGAGUGACAGCUAUCAAUUUAACUAGCAACAAGUGUUUAUGAUAUUUCACUUCGACUGAAAAUUUAUUCAGACCAUUUAAGAAAGACGAUGACUUGGUUUGUUCUUCCAUUUUCGGAUGUUCUGGCGCUGCCGACACUUGUUAGCAUUAGCUUGUUAGCAGCCAUAGGUGCCGCGGAUGUGCACUGACAUUUCAUCCAAUUUAAAAAGCAGCUUACCAGUACAAGGAGAUGUACCUGGUAGGACUGACAGGCGGUAUCGCCUCAGGGAAAAGCACGGUGUCGUCCAUGCUGAGGGACCUCGGGUGCCCCAUCAUUGAUGCUGAUGUUGUGGCGAGGAAAGUCGUGGAGCCGCACACAGCCGCCCACUCGCGCAUCGUUUUCCACUUCGGGCCCGAGGUCUUGCUGGAGAGUGGCGAGAUCGACCGGAAGAAGCUCGGGCGUCUCAUCUUUGCUGACGAGGGGAAGAGGAAGCUGCUCAACUCUAUCACCCACCCAGAGAUCCAUAAAGAGAUGCUCAAACAGAUUUUGUUUUACUUCCUCAGAGUUUGUGCCAAUGUUCCGUUGCCUAGGUUACCGCUACGUGGUGCUGGACGUGCCACUUCUCUUUGAAACCAGAAAGCUGACGCAGUUUCUCAACCACACUGUUGUAGUUUACUGUGACCCGCCCACUCAGCUGUCGCGCCUCAUGCAGAGGGACGGUCUGACCCAGGAGGAGGCCGAGCAACGCCUGGCCGCCCAGAUGCCGCUCAACGAGAAGCGUGGCCUCGCCAGUCACGUCGUCGAGAACUCAGGCACGCGUGAGGACACCCACCGCCAGGUCCUGCGUCUCCACACCAAGCUGGAGGACUCCAUGGACUUCCUCCUGGUCAGGGUGCUGGCAGUUGCCGCCACAGCCGGUCUUGGCGGCAUCCUGCUGUACACCGCCAAGCUGCUGUUGUCCUAACAGAGGUCGGAGGAUGAGGAUGUGUUGUGAACACCAGGCAGUCAUGUGACGCUGUGAGGUUAGUCACAUGGGAACCUGGUUUGGUGCUGGUAACUGCAGCCAUGUUUUCACUAGGAUUUAGCAGGAUUUCUUACAAACAAUGCACUUUAAUUGUAGUUAACUGACUUUUUUUAUCUUGUUAAAUUAAUAUGCUGGAAAUUCUAUACUUGCUGUGUAAUGAAAACUAAUUAUCUGCACAUUUUUCCUUUUUUUUUUUAUUUUAUUUUAUCUGAAAAAGUCACAAAUGAAAUACCUACAAAAAAAUGUGGCGACACCGGCUCAUAAUUUACGCUCAAAAAUGAAGUAAAAUGUUCAAGUUAACGCAAGUUGGAUUUUAGAACAGUUCCAUGGCGAUAUUUGAACAUUUUGAGUAGUCCGACUCGAAGUAUAGGUUAAUCACCACUAUUAAUUAAACAUAAUGAAGGAUCGAAUUUGAACAUUGAAUGUCUUUUUUUUACACACACAAAUGAUUUAUGUACGUAUAUUAACCGACCAUGAUAGCGAUUUGACAAAGUUUAGCUCCAAAAAUUAGCAAUCAUCGAAUCUGUAGUUCUGUGACGGGUGGCAACCAGUCCAACGUGUACCCUUGCUUGUCAUCUGAAGUCUGCAGUUGGAUAUGACGUUGUGGAAAAAAGUUCCCCUCGUCUUGUGUGGAAGUGGUAAAUUUGAAAAAAGUGGUAAAGCUAGAAGUAUUGUACGGAGUGGAGUGUACGUCUAUGUAAGGCAGACUUAGACUGGCUGUCUUGUAUAUGUGACAAAUGUCAUUGUGAAGAUGGAUAUUUUUUUAAUACCAUGCGUUGGAGUUACAACAAUGAGCUUUCCCAAGGCUAACACUAAGUUAUUACGUAUUUACCUGUACCUGUGUUUAUAAGACAAUGACAGCCAUGAACAUCUUUUCGGCGUAAAUUGAAGUACCCGACGAUUUUUAUGCCGUUUAAUUUGUAGUUGUGUAACAUAUAUUCAUUUGUUUUGGUUUUAAACCACUGUUUGUUAAAUAAGCUAGCCGGUGAUGGCGGUUUUUUUGUGUUUUUUUUAAUGAUUUUUGGUAACUAUAACCUUAUACAGUGCAUUGUUUUGUGUAAGAUUUCCUCUUAAAUUCUCACGAGAACACCUGAACGCAUUAUUAGCACAUGUUGCACCGGCAGAUGAUAAUUUAAAAUUUAUCCAUGUGCAAUUUUCAUCAGUUUCGCUCUUAUGAAGGCUCAGAUGGAUGAUAAAUAGAUUUAAUAUAUACUUUUUAUAACACCAUUCUUUGUAGCAAGAGUGUAUGUUUAAUAACCGUAUAAUUACAUGAUUAUUAUAAGGAGUGUAUGUGACAAUCCAGUUUUAACUGCAAGGUAUUUUCUUAUUUUCUCAAGCUUCCUGUACAUACAGUUUCUCGAUUUUCUCCACAGUCAUCAACACUCUUUGUAAAGACUACAAAGUUUGACAUAAACGACAUAAACACUGACGUGUUAACGAUAAACUGUUACAUCUUCAUCCUGAGUUAUUGUUACCGUAUAGCGAAAUGUGAAACAAACAAAGGUGCACUGCAUUCGGGCACAUGCGCCGAGCAGCCGGUGGGACACUAUGGUCGCCACAUGGCGUUUUAGGUGGAUGUGCUUGUGGGUUUUUUUUUUUAUUGGGCAUCGAAGCUAUUCUUAAUUUAGUCAGUAUGACAUCAUAAUUCCCUCAUAUCACCUCAAUAAUUAUUGUGCACACCCAGUAAAAAAUAGAAAAAAAUAUAUAUUCAGGUAAAUAUCAAGGAAAUACAAUGUGAUUUAUUGAUAUUUCACAUAUUGGGAUUUACACCAGUGUAAAAAAAAAAUCUAUUUUUUAAUUUUGUCACACUUCAAAUGUUUCCGAUCAUCAAACAAAUUUAAAUAUUAGUCAAUAACAAUACAAAUGAACAUCAAAUGCAGUUUUUAAAUGAAACUUUUUAUUAUUUAUAAAGAUCCAAACCUAGAGAACAUGUGUGAAAAAGUAAUUGCGCCCUAACCCUAAUAACUGGUUGGGUCACCCUGAGUAGCAAAAACUGCAGAAGUUAAGCUAUUGUCUCAUCAGACCACGGCCGGCCACUCCUGGUGUGUUUCAGCACUGUUUCACUGGCUCUCACUGUGGUUGGUUAGAGUCCCAAAGCUUUAAAAGUGACUUUAUAACCUUUUCAGAACUGAUAGUUUUUCCUUUUAUAAUAAAAACUUGAACAGCUCAGUUCAGGACCAACAUUUGAGAACGUAGAUAUAAGUACUUUAUCAAUCCAGGAAGGGAUCUUGGACUACCAGGUUGCUUCCUGAAAACCCCAUCAAAACAGGACUUUGAACACAUUCAAACCGACAACAAUGAAAGCAUCACCCUGGCACCCACAUCCCACAAAUCCAUGAAUGCCACUUGGCUCAGUCUGAAGCACCCUCCAAACCCGCCAUGCUUGAAAGUCUGGUCACCGUUGCCUCAUUCCGAGCAGGCAUAUCCCCCGGGCAUCCAUCUUUCCCGGUGUGUCUUUUCCCCAGUUUGUCUCAGAAGCACAAGAGUCCACACUUGGGGGCGGACUUUAUCUAAACCAAGCAAGUGUGAACGCUCCCUGGAGGCAAAGAAGGCGACUGAAGGCUCCUUCGGAAUACUAAUCACCUCCACUUUAAAUUAUGAAGACGUCAAAGCAAAAAAGGUGAAAGUCCUAAACUGAAUUCUGGCACCAGUCGUGCCACCUUUUUGUGGCCCCCUUUCCCGGGAGAAAAAGCAAAUCAAGACUUCUGUAACCUCACAAUUGCUUUCAGAGACAGCACUCUGUUGAAAGUGUCUUCUCCUCUGAGCUGGUAGGCAUCACCGUCCGCCACCCGCCCCCUACCAUAAGAGGCAAGGUGAAAACCCGUCCCAGACACCCGCAGGUGAUCAUCUUGUUUACCAGACCGCUUGUUAUUUUCCUCUAUCACCACAAUGGAAAAACAUGUCACCCUCGAGGGUUCUACAAGCUCAUUAUUCCUCAAGGAGCUACAAACAUAUUCUACACGUCAUUUUAAUGAAUUAUUAGGAAAUACUGUCAAGAAUUUAAACCAUAAAUUCAUUCAUUCAUUCAUUUUCUACCGCUUAUCCUCACGAUGGUCACAGGGGGUGCUGGAGCCUAUCCCAGCUGUCUUCUUCAGGCGAGAGGCGGGGUCCACCCAGGACUGGUGGCCAGCCAAUCACAGGGCACAUAUAGACAAACAACCAUUCACACUCACAUUCAUACCUAUGGACAAUUUGGAGUCGCUAAUUAGCCUAGCAUGUUUUUGGAAUGUGUGAGGAAACCUACACAAUAAUACCUGCCAAGGGUAUUAACCCACGCCAAGCUAAAACUCUUAACUAUUUUAUUACUAUACUGGGUAAUACAAGUGUAAAAGUGACUAUAGGGGUGCUAUUUCAUGUCUGGGGGGGCUCUAGUAAUGUUAAAAAAAAAUAGGUAAACAAGUUUUCAUUCGUUCAUUUUCUACCGCUUAUCCUCACGAUGGUCGCAGUGGGUGCUGGAGCCUAUCCCAGCUGUCUUCUUCAGGCGAGAGGCGGGGUACACCCUGGACUGGUGGCCAGCCAAUCACAGGGCACAUAUAGACAAACAACCAUUCACACUCACAUUCAUACCUAUGGACAAUUUGGAGUCGCUAAUUAGCCUAGCAUGUUUUUGGAAUGUGGGAGGAAACCUACACAGAAAUAACCGAGGGUGGAAUUGAACUCGUCUAAACUGUAUAUUAAUGAAUAAAUAAUAAAAGUUAUAGUAAUGUUUCAAAUUGGUUAUAUUUUCUGUGAAAAAAAAAACAUUUGAUGUUCCAUCUUGUUACAAAAUAGGGAUGUAAAUCUUUGUGAGACAAUCUGAUUCGAAUCUAGAUACAUGAUACGAUAUAUGAUUCGAAAAUUAUACGUAUAUAUUUAAAAAAAAAAAUAUAUAUAUACGUAUAUAUAAACAAUUUAAUGCAGUGUACAA
Molecule: messenger RNA, 4955 nt
Organism: Doryrhamphus excisus (bluestripe pipefish)
Lineage: Eukaryota; Metazoa; Chordata; Actinopteri; Syngnathiformes; Syngnathidae
Source: RefSeq, a predicted model, not a curated record